AUGAGUAACUAGAGAAAUGCCAUUUGGAAAAAUGAUAAGAAAGCUGCCCCGGAUUUCCUCAUCUCAGCCCCAGACUCCACCUGCCCACUCUCUCCCCUCAUGCUCUCGUUUUCCAACCCACCUUCCUCUCCUGUCUAACUCUUAAGGCUCUCAGACUGCUCCCCAGCACCGUCUACCUCUCUCAGCUUACUGCCCUACCUCUUUCCCUCCUCUGACUAGAGCUAUCCCUUCUUGCCACCCUACCUUACAGAUUUCCCUGUCAAAAUCUUCCUCUAUUCCUUCCAGACCAUCCAUUUGCCGCUCUGUUCAUCUCGCUCCUCUUUCCUAUUAGUCCUUUGUCUUUGCUCCUACUCCUCCUUCCAACCCUUCUUUCUAGAUCUUUGGAGUCUGGUCCUCACCAACAUUCCAGCCAACCCCAACCAGACCUCUGUGAUUCACAAAUCUUAUCCCGGAGAGAUUAUUUCCCUGUGAGUGGGACAGUUCUGAUGCCAUCCAGCAUUGCCAGAACUGUGAUCUCCAGGAGCCUGACCUGGUGAGCGUUGGGAAUUCAAGAGAAUGCCAACCAACAUUCAGGUUGGAAGCCAGCCUGAAUGAGCUUCUACAUUUAUAACUGGCUUCUCCAUGGAACUUGGUCUGUGACCACAGAGCAAACAGCAAGAUCAGUGACACAAAGUAGAGAAGAGUGAGUGGAAAACAUCUAAUCUGAUCUCUAGGCAGAAAAUUUUAAAUUGCUUGUGUGACUUGCUUCCUAUUUUUAUUGGGCAGUACUGAUUUGAAGUUGAUUUCCCUGUUAGUUGAGUCUCAACAACUGCUCCUAAUUGAGAGGUAACACAGAUUUCAAGAAAAAUCUGCAACCCCAGACACUGGCUGAGAAGCUGGAGGACCAGGCCAUCAUGUUUUUCAACUCUACAGUUUUUUCAAUACAGAGUCUCAAGAGUUUAGAAGCACACUGAUGGCCUGGAAUGUCCCCCAGGAAAUGACUGUCCAAGGUGAGGUCCAAUCCAGUCCAUUACCUCCUGGGUCAGCUGCUGGACGUGUGCCCUCUCCUGGUGGUAUACAGGGGCCGUCCUAGUAACCAGGAUCUGGAGAGGCUGGGGAAGCGUGGGACGCCGUUGCCUGGAGAUGGCGCUCCGCCCUGUCCCCCAUCUCCCCAACCGGGCCAGCGUCCGGAGGGCAGUGAGAAGGAGCAGGACCGCACCCGGCACCGCCAAAGCCAUGGCCGGACGCCAAAAGGAGAAGGUGAUCCCAGAUGAGGUCCACCAGAACCAGAUCCUGCGGGAAUUAUACCUCAAAGAGCUUCGAACCCAGAAACUCUACACACAGUAUCACGCGAAUCCCCUCCGCAAGGUUCACACAAUCACCAGAAAGCCCAUGUCUUGGCACGAUAACCUAGAGGAACCCGCAGAUGCCAGGUUUCUAAAUCUUAUCCACCGUGCUGCUCAUGGGCCAAGGGAGAAAUACGCAGAGACACAGACUGAAAGCCAGGAAAUCGGAUGGGACUCAGAGCCCUUGGUCAACCCGGAACGUGAUGACCGCAGGCUGAACCACUUCAGGGUCUACAAUGAUAUCACGCUGUACAAGGCUAAAAUGUGGAGCUUGGGAGAGGACGAUCGCCACAAAUAGUCUUCCAGUGCUGACACGGCCCUGUCUUUAAUACCCAACGUGUGCGCUGCUCGAAUGAAUAAAGACUACUUUCAAGCCUUA
Messenger RNA from Callorhinus ursinus (northern fur seal), 1704 nucleotides. The record is from RefSeq and is a predicted model, not a curated record. Lineage: Eukaryota; Metazoa; Chordata; Mammalia; Carnivora; Otariidae.